Messenger RNA from Styela clava, 3007 nucleotides. NCBI's taxonomy places the organism in Eukaryota, Metazoa, Chordata, Ascidiacea, Stolidobranchia, Styelidae. The record is from RefSeq and is a predicted model, not a curated record.
AGACAUCUUACUUGCUGACGCCGAUGAUAUGUAGUUUUUGGCGGCAAACUAUUGCAGUACAUAACGGCAAAAAUCAUGCGGCUCCCCGAGCGACUAGAUUGGAUUAUGGUGUCUCUUAUGCUGACAGUUUAUUGGAACCUUGUAGAGUUGACGGAUGCCGAAAAUAAAAAGGUGAACUACGGUGAAAUGAUUCAAUAUCGCGACGGUGACAUACUGAUUGCAGUUGCAAUUCCUGUAAGCAAGAGUAAUGCAGAGGGAAGAUGUAUUAAUUCACUUUAUCAAAUCGGGAUACAAUUGGUCGAGCAAGUGAAUAUGAUUAUAGAAAAGGUAAAUUCCAAAGAUGAUAUUCUACCUGGAGUAAAACUUGGGACAAUUAUGAUUAACUCAUGUAACUCGGAUUCUCAUGCACUUAAAGUGAUUGUGUUGGACGUUCUAAGAAAAUAUUUGAUAUCUGAAACAUGUUCCUACAACUGUUCAAAAGAGUACGAAAGCAGAAUUUUAGCAGGUGUUGUGGGAGGGGCAAGGAGCUCGGUAUCUAUGCAAUUAGCUCGUAUUUUACAAGUCUUCUCUAUUCCCCAGGCUAGCUAUUGGUCUACGAGUCCUGAUUUGAGUGACAAAAAAAUAUUUGAAUAUUUCUUCAGAACUGUUCCCCCUGAUAUACAUCAGACUCUCGCUAUCACAGAAUUUAUCACACAAAUGAAAUGGAAUUAUAUUUCAAUUGUCUAUGACGAUGAUCAGUACGGAGUUCGAGGAUAUUCAGAACUUCUUCGCCAUUUGAAGAAUGUAAAUGUCUGCAUCGCUACUGCAAUUCCUCUUGAUCGUACCAGAGAAUAUUCAGAUUUGAAUUUUGUUGUUGAAGAACUAAUGGAAAAAGACAAUGCGAGAGUUGUAAUUCUCUUUGUGACACGGCCCUACGUUGAGAUGAUAAUGCAAGCAGCGUAUGUUGUUCCUGGAGCUCUGGGAAAGUUUUCUUGGAUAGGAUCAGAUAGAUGGAGUGGAUUGCUUCCCAUUGAUCACACGGACGACUCAUAUAUAGAAAGCUUAGAAGGGGCGGCAGGAUUCAAGCCGAAAUUUUCAUUCACCAAAGGACUUGAGGAACACAUGCAAAGCCUGACAUUAGAAACGUACACAGGAAAUAGAUCGAAUUUAAACCCUUGGUGGCCAGAAUACGUUAGCCAUCAGAAGAACUGCUCUCUUGAAAGCGGCACAACCCACGGUAAACGUCCUUGUAACAAAGAUGAAGGUAUACCUGACUUCGUUACGAUAAAUACGGCAAUCGGUGACGCAACAUAUGCAUUUAUAAACUCACUCGACCAAUAUCACAAAGAUAUCUGCAAUAACAAGCCAGGAAUGUGUGAAGAAUUAAAGCAAAAAGCAGGAACAAAUAAAGUUGCAUCUGAUAUUUAUCGCUACAUGAGAAAUAUUUCAUUUUUAACUGACGAAGGAAGAGUCUUUAGGUUUGAUGAAAAUCAGGAUGCAAAACCAAUUUAUGAUAUUUUAUAUUUUGAUAAAAAUGUUGAUUCGACAUCACUGGUCAAGAGAUGGAGAAAUGUCGGAAUAUACAACGAAGACGGAAUCGAUUGGACGAUAAAUUUACAAUCCAUAUUGAAUUCCACACACUCAACUUGCAGUCAACCAUGUAAACAAGGACAAGCGAAAAUAGCAGAAGAAAAGAUUUGCUGUUGGUUUUGUCAAACUUGCAACCAAAGAGAAUUUGUUUCAAACGGAAGUCAAUGCGUUGAAUGUCCGCGAGAUGAAAUGCCAAACAGGACAAAAAAUGGAUGUGAACCUAUACCAAUUCGAAAAAUGGAAUUCAGAGAUUACUACACAAUUGCUUCAAUUUCAAUCGGUAUUUUUGGUUUAAUCUGCACCAUGUUUGUAACUUUUGUUUAUCUGAAAUUCAGACAAACCGCUAUAGUUCGAGCUUCGGGAAUGGAAUUAUGUUUCUUUGUUUUGUUUGGAAUAUAUAUUACUUUACUGAGCUGUUUUACUGUUACUACAACUCCUUCUAUGAUCUCUUGCGCCGCCACACGGUUGACAUUAUCUCUCGGGCCAGCUUGUAUGUACGCGGGAUUGCUAAUGAAAACAUUCCGAGUGGUUUUUAUUUUUCAAUCGAAAGGGAUUUUAUCAACCAGGACAAAGGCCUACCUAGAACCAAUGCCUCUUUUACUUCUGACGACGUGUGUUGUUCUCGUUCAAGUUAUAAUUGCUGUUGGUUGGUUGAUAAUACACGCACCGUCAAGUUAUAUACAUUACUGCGAAAACGAUGGAUUUUUAACAUGCAAGCAUAUUUUGGAUGUGCAGUUAUUUGUUGGACUUGCUUAUCCGUUUGUUAUUAUUAUUAUAUGCACAAUUCUGGCAACCAUAAAUAGGAAUGUUCCUACUGGAUUUAGAGAGACUUUAUUUGUAGGUUUUACAAUGUAUACAACGUGCGUGACGUGGAUCGCAUUUCUUCCUUUAUUUUUUACUAAUUCAACAGAUAUUCCCAAAAAGCUCACAACAAUCUCCAUCGCACUAAGUGUCAGUGCUAUCACUGUAUUAUUUUGUUUAUUUGUUCCGCGGUGUUAUACAAUGAUCUUUUAUCCCGAAGUAAACACCGCAGAAUCAGUUAUGGCUCCAGCAGGGAGUUUUUCAACAAUAAGCAGACGUCAUACCGCAAUCUCCACUGCUUGUGCUGAUAAUAGAGUGGAUUCGGUCGACAGCAAUGGCACGCGACCUCGAAGUACAUCUGUUAAAGUAUAAAAGUCGAGUAUGAUGCUGAUUCACUGAUUGAAUCCAAAGUUGUAAAUGGCGCUCAAGGUUUUCUCCUAUUUCGCAGUGGCUGACAUGACCCGGUAGAAGAAAUAGAAGUCAAGCCAAUGCGAGUUGAUCGCAAUUCAGCAAGUGAUAAUGCAAUACCAAGGGGUAUAACUAUCAGAUCGGCACGUUUUCAUAUAUUAUAUACCCAAGGGAGAUAUUGCAGUGACGGCGUGACCAGGCUGUAGAAGCAGUCUAGCCACUGCGAAAU